AUGAGUGAACUCAAGAAAAGACUCUACAGUAGUGUGUUGAUGCUAAGCUGUGUAUUUGCUUUAUUGUAUUUUAACCAAAUUGAUCUGUUACUGGCUGCGGUUGAAGCCAAAGUGUUCCAUGAGCUUCGUAGAGUCAGCUUGACUAAUUCAAAGGCACAAGAAGAGAGGAUUCAAGUGUAUUCUGAUUGGACGCUCUUUCUUGCUGCAGCUUUACUUUCUACUUUUUGUAACUUGUAUGGUUUUAUUGUCUACGUAGCAUGGUUCAUGUUUUGGGUUACGUUUAUCUUGGAUAAACAAGAGCAUUUGAAUGACAAACUAUUGCAUGUAUUUUGGCUACAUACAGCCUUAAUUUAUAUAGGGCUCCAACCACUCUUCAUUCGAUCCAAUGUAACUCAUGGACUCUUUUGGUUUUUAUUUCCCUGUUGCCUUGUCUUUGUAAAUGAUACAGCAGCCUAUGUCUGUGGUAGAUUGUUUGGUAGAUACCGUCUGCUUCGAUUGAGCCCCAAAAAGACACUAGAAGGGUACCUAGGUGCUAUCAUUUUGACGGUUCUUUUUGGAUAUUGGCUUUCAUCUUGGUUAGGGCAAAAGAGUAGCCUAAUUGACAAAAAGCCUGAUCAUAUCCAGUUUCAUGGAAUGAUGCUCUCCUUAUUUGCUUCAAUAGCUGCACCAUUUAGCGGUUUCCUAGCAAGCGCAAUCAAGAGAGCUAGCGGCGUCAAAGACUUUGGACACUGGAUCCCGGGCCAUGGGGGCCUUACUGACCGAGUCGAUUGUCAUCUUUUUAUGGCUGCUUUUACUUACUUUUACUGCAAAGAGUAUGUAUAUUUUCAAGCGUAA
Rhizopus microsporus ATCC 52813 is the source of this 834-nucleotide messenger RNA. Its product is annotated as phosphatidate cytidylyltransferase. The record is from RefSeq and is a predicted model, not a curated record. Gene Ontology annotation, molecular function: phosphatidate cytidylyltransferase activity. The transcript has 5 exons. Bases 1 to 834 code for a protein of 277 amino acids. NCBI's taxonomy places the organism in Eukaryota, Fungi, Mucoromycota, Mucoromycetes, Mucorales, Rhizopodaceae. Gene Ontology annotation, cellular component: endoplasmic reticulum membrane.